GCAUGAACUCACUUUUUGAGACAGUAUCUGUUCCCAGAUGUCUAAACGGUUCGUGGUCGUUGGUUGGCCCCCAUCUGUCCCGCUUGACGUGCAGUAUCACCCUCGCUGUUUUAGUGGCAGCCUGGGAGCCUUGUUAUGAAGACGCUACCUUAUUCAGCUGCAAAGUACCUAUACACGAACUCACUACUUACUCUAAAUUCUUAGCUUCUUCCAUGUCAAGCUAUAAAAUCCCCAAUAGAUUCUUUUAAGGACAUCUCGGCAGUUGAAAAUUGAGUGGUACACUUCUGUGUCGCCCUCAAAAUGAGUCGCGGCCUCGACCCUGAUAUCCACGCGAUAUUCCCUACAUCUUGCUGGAAAGAAUGCGACACUGCCCAUGAGCUCGUCCAAGAAACAGAAACACUCCUGAACGGUGCAACUCAACCACUCAAUUUGAGUUCCAUUACAAACAAUGUCAUGUUUGUGUUUUGGGCCAAGACAGAAUAUACUGUAACGUCGGAGCCUGCACAUAUUGUUCAGCCGAUGUACUCGACUCGCCCCCAUUCAUUGUUCAAUUACCGACCGAGACAGCUUUUGAGCACCACCACGUACCCUGCAACAACAUCAACAACAGCAACGCCCUCUGACUGGAAAGCAACAAGUGAAGACAACCCCCCCACUCACGCUGUUGAUAAUGAACAGAUCGACAACCAUCAAGGGAGAGACAACCAAAAUCUUGGUAGCGGUCAUCUUUCCUCCCUGCAACUCCUAGGAAUAAUAUCUGGUGCCGGAACCAUUUUUGUUCUGUUGCUGGCUGCACUGGCGUGUUGGAAGCUGGCAGGCUACCGUCGACGAGCAUCACAGCUUAGCAAGAAAGAGGAGGCUUUGAACGAAAUAGAAUCACAAGGGACACAGAAAAUGAAUGGAAUCUCUAUCAACGAAUUAGACGACCCCCCGGCACCUAGAAUCGAGAUGGAUAUUGAACCGGGGGUUUGCGAGAUGGAGGUGAUGUUUCCACUCGCCGAACUGAGGGAAAGGUCUGGAUAUGAAGAGUUAGAGGUGAUUUCUGGACAAGAUCGAAGACAAGAAAACCCCAAGCCAGCCAGGGGGAAGAGGCCAGCUCCUGAUAAAAGCGGAAGCAAGUUCGUUUUGAGAUGA
Podospora bellae-mahoneyi is the source of this 1134-nucleotide messenger RNA. RefSeq lists its product as uncharacterized. The coding region runs from base 301 to 1134 and encodes 277 amino acids. The transcript has 3 exons. Lineage: Eukaryota; Fungi; Ascomycota; Sordariomycetes; Sordariales; Podosporaceae. The record is from RefSeq and is a predicted model, not a curated record.